Molecule: messenger RNA, 414 nt
Organism: Cylicostephanus goldi
Lineage: Eukaryota; Metazoa; Nematoda; Chromadorea; Rhabditida; Strongylidae
Source: the annotation of a GenBank genome assembly
AUGCUCGCUGGACUACAGAAUCGAAGCCUUUGGAUUGACGAUGAAUGCACGAUCAGCGCAAAUUCCACCGCAUCGUGCAUCCAUCGCCUGGAGUCGUCAAGUUCGGCUCAGUUUAUAUACUACUUGGGUAUUGUUGUAUUUUGCGUCGUAUGUCUCGCAAUAACUGCCUAUUCGUACAGUAUACUUCUCCGAGUAGUGUCAGGCGUUGUAGAUGCAGAAUUGAAACAAACCGCUGAGUUAGAACAUCUCAAAUUGAGAACCUCAGGGGAAGGUGAACGCCGCUUGGACAAUAAACAUGUGCUCAAAAGGCAUAAAUACGUGGUAGUCAUCGGUACAGUAAUCGGUGUCUACUGUGUCUAUUUGACGGUGUAUGCUACCUUACAAGUGCUUCAGCUUGUUAACAUCACUCAGUGA